Molecule: messenger RNA, 732 nt
Organism: Danio rerio (zebrafish)
Lineage: Eukaryota; Metazoa; Chordata; Actinopteri; Cypriniformes; Danionidae
Source: RefSeq, a predicted model, not a curated record
AUCUGCGCUGUCACUUUAUCUCUGUUUCUUAUUCAUACACAAGUUCCAAGACAAGGCCAGUCGAUGCAAACCGAGAAACGAGAGCUCCUGGUGUCCACAGAGAUCCCAGCAGAGCACAUCGACCCUGCUUCCAUAGAUCUUACUGGACUCGUCAACACACUCAUCAACGCUUCACAACCAGGUUCCCAGCAUCUUUUCUCGUUACUCAGUGUGACGUCUCACAGUUCCCUCUCUCUCCAAAAGCUCACGCUUCUGGUCUACAACAUCUCAAACGUACAGGAGAUUGAGAGCAGUUUAUUUUCAUUGAGAUACUGUUACUGUCUGACAAACAGGACCAAUGACCUAACAGAUUUCACUGCUAUUCUGCUGGAUGUGAUGGGAAAUUCCACCAGUUACCUGCAAGAACUAUUUAAAUCCAGCUCCAUCCUCUCAGUCAGUCAGAAGAACAGCUCUGACUGCAUCUAUAUCUGUGUCAUGGCUGGAAAGACAGACAGUGAUCUGUCAAAGCUGUGGGAGAUGGACUCUGUUACACCUCUGUUUAAUCAGACCAUCACAGAGGAAAUCGCCAGAGGUAAUAUGACAUUUCCACUCCUGCCCUUUGUGUGGCAUGACCUUUCAAACAACAGUGAUUUGGUGCAAUGGCCUAAAACUAGUACAGACUCCCACAGGACUGCCAGUACAGAUGCCCACAGGAGCACAGGUAUCUUAACUACAAGUUUUAGGCUUAUCUGA